UUUCUCUUUUACUUUCUUGCCAUGACUGUCUGGAACACAAUCACGAUCCCCGAGACUCCAUCUCCAAACCUUGUCCUUGUCAAAAACAUUUCCCCAAACUCUUCAGAGAAGACAGUCAAGGAGUUUUUCUUGUUCUGUGGAAAGAUCAAAGAGUUUGACCUCGUCUUUGAUGAAGACCGAGCUCAUCAAACUGCCUUGAUCAACUUUGAGCGUGAAUCUGCUGCCAAAACUGCCGCUCUUUUGAGCAACGCCUUGAUUGAUGACAGUCAUAUCACUGCCGUGCCUUUUUUUGAGACAACUCCUUCCGGAGAGUCUGACAAAGAGGUCGAUGCCGAAGGUUCUGAAGAUCACCAGUCAGCCAAGCCAAAGUCUCGUAUUGCUGCCGAAAUCCUUGCCCAUGGUUAUUUGUUGCAAGACCAUAUUGUGGCCAAGGGUCUCGAAUACGACUCCAAGUACAACCUUUCGUCACGUCUUCAGGGUUACCUUUCCACACUCCAGUCUAAUAUCAAGCACUUUGAUGAAAAAUACCGCAUUUGGGACAAGGCCAUAGAGAUUGAUCAAAAGUACAAGAUCCAAGAAAAGGUUCAAAAUGCCGCUCAGACCGCACAGCACACUGCCCAGGCCGCUCUUCAAACACCCACGGGUCAAAAGGUGCAUGACCUCGCUAACCAAACCUUGGCACAAAUUGCUAUUGUCCAUUAUGAAGCCAAAAGAAUUCAGAGUGAGAAGGGAACCCACUCACCUGAAGGCAAUGAACCCGCAGAACAUGUUGAGCCUAUCAAACAAGCUGCCUAAAAAAAACACACAAACACACACACCUACACACACACACACUUGCUCACUCAAUCACUUACCCACUCACUCGCUUACUCAAGCAAGAAAAAAAAAUUGAAUUAACCUCUACCAUUUUGUCUUCUUUCAAAUACAAAAACUUGCUCCAUUUAUUCUCUUGGUCAUUUUUAUCAAGAAUUUACAUCCGUGUAAUUUUUUUUGACAAUUCUUGGAGUCUUUUUUUUAUAUAUCAUAAGACAAAGGAGAGAAAUGAAGCCGUGAAAUAAUCUUCUAUAUAGUCAUAUAGUUAUAUAUAGCUUAAACCACUUACUGCAUUCACAGAUUCAUUGCAGAAUCGUAUAUCAUAUACAAGGUUAUGUGCAUGUGUAUGAGAAUUAUAUGCAUAGUAUAUGUACAAGCACAAUUUCUUUUCCUUUGUU
Molecule: messenger RNA, 1211 nt
Organism: Phycomyces blakesleeanus NRRL 1555(-)
Lineage: Eukaryota; Fungi; Mucoromycota; Mucoromycetes; Mucorales; Phycomycetaceae
Exons: 6
Coding region: 22-795 (257 amino acids)
Molecular function (GO): RNA binding
Source: RefSeq, a predicted model, not a curated record